Molecule: messenger RNA, 538 nt
Organism: Condylura cristata (star-nosed mole)
Lineage: Eukaryota; Metazoa; Chordata; Mammalia; Eulipotyphla; Talpidae
Gene: GLOD5
Product: glyoxalase domain containing 5
Exons: 4
Coding region: 31-513 (160 amino acids)
Source: RefSeq, a predicted model, not a curated record
GGAGGCCGGGCCAAGGACACCUGGCCUUCCAUGCUGUGCUGUCUGCCCUUCAGGCCUCCAGCCAGGAUGUGGAGCAGGACUUCAGAAAAGCAGUUAAGGAGUGACAGCAGUCAGACCCUUUCCCCAUGUCUCAUCCACAGACUUGACCACAUCGUGAUGACAGUAAAGAGCAUUAAAGACACAACCAUGUUUUAUUCCAAGAUCCUGGGCAUGGAGGUCAUAACUUUCAAGGGAGACCGGAAAGCAUUAUGUUUUGGAGACCAGAAAUUUAACCUCCACGAGGUGGGACAGGAAUUUGAACCCAAAGCUGCUCACCCAAUUCCAGGCUCUCUGGACAUCUGUCUGAUCACAGAAGUGCCCCUGGAGGAUAUGAUCCAGCACCUCAAGGCUUGUGACAUCCCCAUUGAGGAGGGUCCAGUCCCGAGAACUGGGGCGAAAGGGCCCAUUAUGUCCAUCUAUUUCCGAGACCCCGACAGAAACCUGAUUGAGGUAUCCAAUUAUAUCUCCUCGUGAAUGGGGCUGCCCUUAUCCAUUCUGU